This is a messenger RNA of Stylonychia lemnae, 1476 nucleotides long. The record is from the annotation of a GenBank genome assembly. Lineage: Eukaryota; Ciliophora; Spirotrichea; Sporadotrichida; Oxytrichidae.
AUGCUAACAAAUAAAUAUUAUACUUAACUUCUCAAUUCAAAUGAUUACUAGAGAUCAUGUGCAGAAAAUAAUACAGCAGAUGAAGUAACUACUGAAUUCAAGCAAUUUACAGCAGUAUAUUAGUACACUAGCUUUACAAAUAAUUUGAUGGAAGGAAAUCUUAAAUUUAUCUCAAAUGGAACCCUAAAGAUGAAAGAUAUGAGCAUUGAGACUUAUUACAUUACGUAUGGAAGAUUUUGUGUUCCUAAAGUUAGUAUUAUUGCUAAAUAACCUUCAGUUAUUCAUUACGUUUAGCAGGGACCUUUCAAGUUAGAUUUAAAUUAAUACAUUUCAGGAGAUGAAAUUUGUGAGGACAAAAGUAGGAGUUUCUCAAAAGGAGGGUAUUUUGGUCUUAGCCCAUUCUCUAUAUUUAACUAUACUGCAAUCGUAUUAUAACCAAAUUAAAUGAAUUCAAUUAUUAAAGAGCCUCUAGUAGUUAGUGUUUAAUAUCCUGACCUUCAGUAACUAUAGUUUAUCGUGAAUGUAGAUUUAAAAAAUUGCUAUCAAUGGUAGUAUGUUACAAAGUUUCUCUAUUAUAAGAUUGGAGCGGAUGCUUUAGUUAUUGAUCUCUUAGGUAGAGAUGAUAAUGAUAUUGGGCCCUUAGUAAGAGCUCCUAAUUCAACUACAAAAUUUUAUCUUUAGUCAAAUGAUCCUAAAGAUGUUACUUAAUUCAUUUUCGAUUGUUAUCUUGUAAAUAAUGAUCCUUAUCGAAAGAUAGAGGAGGAAAUUGUAUCUAUUUAACUUUUUGUCAUGAGCUCAUGCAAUUCAACCUAGGUUAGUUUCAAUUAAACUAUAAAUUACUUUGCAUAUACCUUAGGAUAAGGGGAUCGAGUAAUCGACUUCAUUAAAUUAUACAAUUUCUCAAAUCAAUGCAACUUUGGCUACCAAUUUGUUGUUAAAUAUAAUGAUUACUCUCCUGUCAUUCCUAGUUUUAUCAAAUUUGACAAUUAAACUUUAAAAUUUACUAUAAAUACAGAAGAUGAAAAGGAUAUAAUGCUCCAUUAUUUAAGAAUGAGAGUUACUUAUCUUUCUGGCUCUCAGUUUGUUCUAGAUGAUGACUUAUAUUGGUAUUUAGUUGUAUAAGGUAAAAAUGGAACUGUAACUGACUAUAGUGGACCAUAUAAAUAGUAUUUCCCUCCAGAUUUUUUUGAUCAAUUCGAACCUAAAAAUAUUACAGUUAACAAUACUAAUACUAAUAUAAGCAACAACAAUAACAACACAAAUGGAUAUAAGCCUCCUCCCAAACAAAAAGAUAUUAUUGAAGCCUUCUUUUUUGGGAUAAAACCACCUAAAUUCAUAUAAGAGCUAAAAUCUACAAUAAUCUGUUACUCUAAUUAAAUUACUGAUUAUGAGCUUCCUCAGAUAUCUUCAACUUAUAAUUAAUAACCAUCAAUUUAUAUUCAAAAUGUAAGAUAAUUUGCCAAACUUAUACAAUGA